AUGGACUUGUCCUCCAAUAUUCUAAUUGGCUCUCUACCUCCAGAAAUUGGCAAUUUGAAACACAUUAGUGAAUUGUAUCUGUCAGAAAAUCAGUUCACAGGUGAACUUCCAAGCACCAUUGGUCAACUCCAGAGCUUGGAAUCCUUAGAUCUAUGUCAGAAUAGAUUACAAGGCCCCAUACCCUUGUCAUUUUCUAAUUUGAUAAGUAUGAAAUCCUUGAACCUCUCUCAGAAUGAUCUUUCUGGUGUGAUCCCCAAGUCGUUGGAGAAACUUUCAGAUCUUAAAUAUUUGAAUGUUUCUUUCAAUAGACUAACCGGAGAAAUCCCCACUGGAGAACCUUUUGCCAACUUCACCCCCGAGUCUUUCAGGCAAAGUGGUGCAUUGUGCGGUGCACCUCAGUUCCAUGUCAAAGCAUAUAAAAGUCAUAGAAAAUUAGGGAAGAUUCAGAUUGUCCUAAAAUUCAUUGUACCAUCGGUUGUUGCAUUAGUGGUAGUUGGAGUAGCUCUUUUAAUUUGGUGGCUACAAUUCCGAAACAAAAAGAAGCAAAUUCCGAUUCAAGUUGAUCCACCAAUUAGCAUAACACAUAGAAGAAUUUCAUAUAAUGAGAUUCUUUAUGCAACAAACCAUUUUAGUGAAGGCAAUUUGAUUGGGAAGGGAAGCAUUGGCACAGUAUACAAAGGGACAUUCUCUGAUGGGAUGAUAGCUGCUGUAAAGGUCUUUGAUUUGAAGUUGCAAAGAGCAUUCGCGAGUUUUGAUGUAGAGUACGAAGUAAUUCACAACAUUUGCCACCAAAAUCUUGUCAAGAUAAUCAGCAUUGUGAUAGAUGUGGCAUCUGCCUUGGAGUAUCUGUAUCAUGGUUCUUCAACCUCUGUUGUGCAUUGUGACCUAAAGCCGAGCAACAUCCUAUUAGAUGAAGACAUGGUCGCGCAUGUAGCUGACUUCGGCAUAACAAAGCUCUUGCCAGAGAACAAGUCAAUAACACACACAAAGAACUUGGGCACCAUUGGGUAUAUGGCACCAGAGUACGGGUUAGCCGGAGUAGUGUCCAUUGCUGGUGAUGUAUAUAGUUAUGGAAUCCUGCUGUUGGAAACAUUUACAAGAAAGAAACCGACUGAUGAUCUAUUUGUGGGAGAAGUGAGCUUAAAGAGUUGGGUAUUUGAGUCUUUUUCGAGUGCAGUGAUGGAUGUUGUGGAUUCUAAUUUAGUGAGUGUAGAGGAAGAAAAUUUUACUGUCAUACAAAUUUUUUUUCCAUCUAUCUUCAAAUUGGCUCUAGAAUGCACAUCAGAGUUACCUGAGGAGAGGAUUAACAUAGAAGAUGCCCUAGUUAGGCUCAAGAAGUUCAAAACCAUAGUUCUUGAAAAUCUAAUGAGGCCUUGA
Molecule: messenger RNA, 1377 nt
Organism: Cornus florida
Lineage: Eukaryota; Viridiplantae; Streptophyta; Magnoliopsida; Cornales; Cornaceae
Product: receptor kinase-like protein Xa21
Exons: 3
Coding region: 1-1377 (458 amino acids)
Biological process (GO): protein phosphorylation
Molecular function (GO): protein kinase activity; ATP binding; protein binding
Source: RefSeq, a predicted model, not a curated record